UCAUAUAGUGUAUAUUUGUAUAUAUAAAUUGUAGACCACAACAUAUGGACGUCUAAUUUAGAUAAAUUUCAUACAUUAUGAUGGAUGAAAACUUGAAAGGAAGGUCAUUUACAGUCUAUAAUAAUUGCUAAGAGACUAAGUCAAUUUACACAAACACAACAAUUCAUUAACUCAUACCAUUGUCAUAAAUUUUUGUUAGGUGAAUACUUCUAUACUAAUCGUAAGAUAAUUGUCUUAGUUGCAUGUAUUUUUGUUAAGGGUCAACUAUAACUACGUGUUGAUUGUUAUGUUUUAUUCAUUAUAUAAAUUGCGAAUUGUUGCAUUAACCGGAAAAUUUUCAUCAUCAAUGAUAAUGUGAUUUUAUAUUGGUUAAUCUGGUUAACCAAUUAACCAAACUGAUUAAAUUUUAGUUUGGUUAAUUUGGUUGUUGUAUUAGUUUGGACGGUUUGGUUAUGAUAUUGUAUUCUAUGGUUAAUGAAAUUUAGCCUUAUUUGGUUUGGUUAUAACCAUAGUAACCAUUUGAACACCCUAAGCAGUAGCUAGUUAUAGGCGGACGACUGAUGUCAAUGAUUGGUCAAGAGUAUCGAGCACCAAACAAGUGAUGCUUUCCCUUCUUCUCCUUUUUCAGAUUUUAGUCUGGUUUAGUUCUGUAAGCAAGCAAGCAAGCAGAGACUCCAAAAUCAUGCUUUCUCGUAUUACCAAGCUUAAAUCUGAGACAGAGGAAUAGAAGUGAAAUUGCCCCAUCUCAAUGGCUAAAGAAAGAAUCAUUCCCACCCAACAGAAUAUCUUUAGUUGUCUGCUUCUCUUUAGCUAUAGCUGCUGCCUUUAAUAAAGCCUUCACCUUUAUUGAAAAUUAAAAAAAAAAACCCACUCCAAAUUUCAAAAGAGAAAAUCCCCCAUUUAUAGGGGAACCUCUGUCUCUCUUCCUCUUCUCCCACACAUUGCUUGUUUUCACCACUUCACUCAAAGAACCACUCUACCCAGUACUAAAACAACCCAAAUUCCAGUGUCCCAUAAUCAUUACAUCCAGCAAAGAGAUUAAAAAAAAAAAUGGCAACCCUUCCACAACAAUAUGCAGAGCAGCAGCAGCCGCCGCCGCCGGCCAUCGCGUACCCAGACACGGCCCACUCGAACGGCUCGUUCGGGACGGUGUUCAUCGUCCUGGCGGUGAUCAUCGUGGUUUCGGCCGUGGCCUGCUGCCUGGGGCGGGUGUGCAGCAAGAGCAAGCACGGUGGGAAGGAACAUAAACAGGGGAAGAAGAAGAAGGACAAGAACAAGCAUCAGAAUUCUAAGGUGGGCCAGAGCGACGAUAUCGAGUUCGGGUUUGACAAAGGUGGUGGUGGUGGGUUUCCUCCGAUGGGCCGCCCCGUUUUGGGUAAGCGAGAAGGGCCUAAUGGGCCUCAUUUUAAGCAGCCUUCUGCUGCUGCUGAGAGCAAUCAUAAUGGGCCGUAUUUCCCUUACGGGCCUCCUCUUCCGCCUCCGCCGGCGAACCACCAGCAGAGUGUUCACCGCGGCGGUGUGAAUGGGAUGACGACGAUGAACGGAGGUGGGCAUCAGCAGAAGAACGGGUACGGUGGCGGUAACCAUAACACUGAUUUCAAAGGUUACGGUCGUUAUCCCACCAUGGAGUUUCAUGAUGGCGAGCCUCCUAGGCGUUAAUUAAUGAAUGGGCGAUUGUUGUUUGGGGUAAUUAGUGGAUUUUGGGGGAAUCAAUGAAAGGAUUUCCGAUCUCAGUGGGAUUAGUUUUAUAUGGAAAAAUUGGGGAUUUCAUUCUUCUUGGUUGGGUCUUUUUUUUUCCCCUCUCGCUUUUAAGGUUCCUUCCUUUUUACUUUCUGGGCAUCGUUAACCACUUAACCUUUGUUAUUAGUUGUAGGCUUGUAGCUUAAAAUGUGUAAUUACAGAAGCAGAAUUUGCUACUAACGGCAACUUGGUAUGGAGUAAGGAUCUCCUUCCCUGAGUUUUUAUUUGGGGAUGGCAAGUAGGUGUCAAGGGCGGGUUCGGGUUGGGUUCAAUCAGGUUUGGGUUCAUUGAGUUCGGGUUCAUCGGAUUCGGGUUAGUCGGGUUGCGGGUUCAUCUAGUUCGGGUUCAAUCAGGUUGCGGGUAAAUCGGGUUACGGGUUCAUCGGUUUUGAGUUGGGCUGGUUGCGGGUUGUUUGGGUCAGCGCAUCAAGUAACUUACUCCUUACUCAUUACCAACUUACACAUUUUAUUACACUAAUUUAAAAUAUUUUUCUCAAUUGUAACCAAUUUCUUUCUAACUCGUAUAUAUACUUAAUUUAAAAAAAAACUAGUCAAAAUGUUGAAUCAAUUUAUAUGACUUGCAAACUUGUUAUGUAAUUAAUCGUAAUUGGUAAA
This is a messenger RNA of Linum trigynum, 2354 nucleotides long. The record is from the annotation of a GenBank genome assembly. NCBI's taxonomy places the organism in Eukaryota, Viridiplantae, Streptophyta, Magnoliopsida, Malpighiales, Linaceae.